Carassius carassius (crucian carp) is the source of this 8017-nucleotide messenger RNA. Its product is annotated as interferon-induced very large GTPase 1-like. Lineage: Eukaryota; Metazoa; Chordata; Actinopteri; Cypriniformes; Cyprinidae. Bases 1 to 7731 code for a protein of 2576 amino acids. Gene Ontology annotation, molecular function: GTP binding. The record is from RefSeq and is a predicted model, not a curated record. The transcript is spliced from 6 exons.
AUGUCCAGCAGAGUUGGCCAAGUGAGUGAUCUAAGGAUUGUUCUUCUGGGGAAGAACGUGGCAGAAAACAGUCGAGUGGGAAACUUCCUGUUAGGACGAGCAGCGUUUGACAGUGAAGCUCCUCCAGGUGUUGUAGAGCGAGUCGGAGGAAGACUGAAGGACAGACAUGUGACCAUCAUCAACAGUCCUCAGCUGCUCCAGAGAAACAUCUCAGAUCAUCAGAUCACACAGACAGUGAGAGAGUGUGUGUAUCUGUCUGAUCCAGGACCUCAUGUGAUCGUGCUGCUCCUCAAACAUGAGCAGUGUUCAACAGAAGAUCACAAGUGUGUGGAGAAGGUGCUGCACUCUUUCUCUGAGUGUGUUUUUCAAUACAGCAUGGUGCUCACGACACAAGAAACCAAUGAAACCAAUGACAUCCUACAGAAAAUCAUUCAGAAAUGUGCAAACAGACACUUCAGUCUUCAGAGGAGCAGCUCUCCUGAUGAUCUUCUGCAGAUGUUUGAGGACAUUGUGAAAAUGAAUGAUGGACAUCACCUGGUUUGUGCUGAGUAUGAAGGUUCACAGUAUCUGACAGUGAAACAACAGCCAAUAGAAAGAUAUGGUGUGAAGCUGAAUCUGGUUGUGUGUGGAAGUGAUGGGACAUUAAAAUCCUCCAUAUCAGAGCGGAUCCUGCAGCAGACAGACAGAAGAUCAGAUGUGGAGCUUCAUGGAUAUCAGAUCAGUCUGGUGGAGCUUCCAGCUCUGUUUAACAUUCGGCUCUCAGAGGAGGAAGUGAUGCGUCAGACUCUCCACUGUGUGUCUCUCUGUCAUCCUGGAGUUCAUGUUUUCCUCCUCAUUAUUCCUGAUGCUCCACUGACUGAUGAAGACAAAGCAGGAAUGGAGGAGAUCCAGAGGAUUUUCAGCUCAAGAAUCAACAAACACAUCAUGAUCCUCAUAAUGCAGGAUUCACAGCAUCAGACAGAAGAACUCAAUGAAGAAACAAAGUCUGUCAUUGAGAGUUUUGGAGGACGACAUCAUUUCUUUGGUCCCAGCACACAAGUGUCCACAUUGAUGGAGAAAAUCAAGCAGAUGCUGGAAGAAAACAGAGGACAGUUUUUCUCUGCAGAGACAUUUUUGGAGGCUCAGAUGAGAAAACUGCUGCAAUUUGAAGAGAUGAAGAAAAAAAUGCAUUCAUUAGAGACACAUUUUCUGUCCAAGGGUCCAACAGACAGCCAAGAUGAUCUGAGGAUUGUGCUGCUGGGAAAAACUGGAGUUGGGAAGAGUGCUACAGGAAACACCAUUUUAGGAAGAAAUGCAUUUAAAGCAGAAGAAUCUUUUCAAUCAGUGACCAGUGAGACUCAGAGAGAAACAGUCGAAAUCAACGGCCGACAAAUUACUGUGAUCGACACUCCAGGACUGUUUGAUACUGAACUUACUAAUGAGGAGAUCCAGAAAGAAAUCACCAACUGCAUCUCCAUGGUACUGCCUGGACCACAUGUGUUUCUCUUACUGAUCCCACUGGGACGAUUCACUCCAGAAGAAGCUAAAUCAGUGAAGAUCAUCCAAGAGACGUUUGGUCAAAAUUCUUUAAUGUACACCAUGGUGCUCUUCACCAGAGGAGAUGGUCUGAAGAACAAAACCAUUGAACAGUGUUUGGGGAAACCUGGAUCUCUUUUGAUGAAUCUAAUAGAAGCUUGUGGAAACAGAUACCAUGUGUUCAAUAAUAAUCAGACUGAAGACCGAACACAGGUGUCUGGUCUGCUGGAAAAGAUAGACGCCAUGGUGGAAGCAAACGGUGGGAGUUUCUACUCAUGUAAGAUAUUCAGAAAGAUGGAAAGAGAAAAACAAGAACAACAAAUGAAGUUCUUGAUGGAGAGAGUGGAGCAACUGAACAGAGAAAGAGAAGAGCUGACAAAGAAACACGAAGAAGAGAAAGAAAGAAUGCAGAUGAUGAUGGAGGAACAAAGACAAAAUCAUGACAAAGAGAUGAAGAGGAGUGAAGAAGAAUUUAGAGAGAGAGAAAUACAAUAUAAAAUGGAAAUGAGAAGAGAACGAGAGGAAUGGGAGAAACAGAAAAAACAAGAUGAAAGGAUGAGAAGAGCUGAAGAGGAUGAGACAAGAAGAGAGAAGAAACAGAGAGUGUGGAAUGAAUUUAAUCAAAGAUUUAAACAAGAGAAAGAGAGAAUGAAACAAAAGAAAUAUGAUCUUCAAUCUAAACAAGAAGCAGAAGAAAACAUGAAGCUCCUAAUGGAGAUAGUGGAGGAAAUGAACAGAGAAAAGGAAGAUCUGAUGACCAAACUAAAAGAAGAGAAAGAGAUUAUGAAGACGAUGAUAGAAGAAGAAAGACAAAACCAUGACAAAGAAAGAAAGAGGAGAGAAGAGAAACUCAAAAGAGAAAUAACAGAACAAGAGGCACAUCAGAGAGAAAUAAGAGAUGAGAUGAGACGAGAACGAGAGAUGUUCGAACAUGAAAUUGAGAAAAUGAGGCAAGAGAAAGAGAAAAGACUGAGACAAGAAAGAGAGAGAGUUGAAACAGAGAAAGUAGAUCUUCAUUCUAAACAUGAAAUACAAGAAAACAACAUGAAGAUCCUGAUGGAGAGAGUGGAGCAAAUGAACAGAGAAAAAGAAGAAAUGAUGAGAAAACUAGAAGAAGAGAGAGAGGCCAUGAAGAUGAUGAUAGAGGAAGCAAAACAGAACCAAGAAAAAGAAAGAAAGAGAAGAGAAGACGAAGAUAAGAAGAGGUGGGAGCGAGAGAAACAGAUCUCUGACGAACAGUAUCAGAGACUCAAGAGGGAAAUGGAGGAAGUGAUCAGAGAGAAAGAAAGAGUAGAACGAGAGAGACAAGAACAACUAGAGGAGUUUGAGAAGAGACUGAAAGAAGAAAGAAACAUGAUAGAAGACCAACAAAAGACGUUUGAAGAAAAACUCCAACUACUUGAAGAACAGCAUGAAGAGAAACUAAAUAGAAGACAGUUGGAGAUGAAAGAGGAAGUACAGAGAGAAAAAACAGACACAGACACAACAGGAGCCAGUCCAGAUCAACACUUUCAAAAGGAAAAGACUGAAAGAGAAAAAAUAGAGCAACUAUUUCACAGACUUCAUCUCGACGAGAACAAAAAUAAACUGAAAACUGUAGAAGUUCUUCAGUUAACUGCUCAUUUAUUAAAGGCCCAUAAGUCUUGUGCUGAGGAGAAGCUGGUUUGGAUUUUCAUAAAAAAACUACUGAUGAUGAACUACAGAGCAACAUACACUUAUGUUGAAGAUACCAAUGGACAGCAUGAUUCACAACAAAGAGAUAGUGAUGAUUUGAAAGAAAUGUCCAUGUCUAAUGAAGAAACAGGCCAAUCUGAGCGAAUUCACCCAAUGGAUGUUCAGAUGGCAGUGUUUCAUUGUGCUGAUGGUUUCCUGAAGCAGCUGAUGGUCACUAAACUGUCCCAGUGUCAGUACGCUCUGCCUCUACUUGUUCCUGAUCCAUUCACUCAACAGAUUGAGUUUCCUCUCUGGACGUUCAGACAAAUCAACAAGAGCUGGAAGAUGACCAACACCAACAAUGAAAUCAUCAGUCAAACCCAGACCAUCUACAAGGCAGAAACUCCAAUGGUGUUUUUCUUCAGGUUUGGCUCGGUGUCUUCAUCCAAGUCUCAGCUGAUGAACAGUCUGAUCAAUGAGAAACACAACACGUUCUUCCACAGGAACUGUCCCGGCAGCAGCAAAAACAGAGUCCUGAUGGAUGGAGUGGUGGAGAUUGCCUGGUUCUGCCCUUCUGGAACAAAUGAUGAUAAAUUCACUGACUGUGUUGCAUUCUGUAAUCUACACGGUGACGCAGGAGACCAUGAGAAACAGCUAGAGAUCCUCACUGAAAUGGCCUCAGUCAAUGUUGUUCUUUUACCACAACUUGACAGGAAUGAAAGCGUUAAAAUUAUCCAAAAUCUGUACACAAACAAAAAGCCACUCAUUUGUCUUCUUACUGAGGAUGAAUCUACUGUAACAGAGAUUAAUAACACAAAAUUCAAAAUCGGUCUGAAGGAAAGAAGUAAUUCAGAUGCAUCUGAAGAACUCAGGAGAGCUAUAAAUGAUUGUCUGUCAGAAACUUCUUUCACUUUCAGACUUGAAGAUGUGUCCAAACACUCAGACAUCAGAAUAAAUGAGGAAGAUGAUGAUGACUGCAGGAAAGGAAGAGAAGCAGCACAGCAGAUGAUGAGUUUACUGGAGAAGAAAGAUCUGAGAGAAAUUAAAGAAUCAUUUCUGCCUCAUCAGGGGAAACUGUGGCAUCAGUGGAGUCAGAUGAACAAAGAACUACAUCGACCUCGAGCGGAUGAGACAGAAAUGGACAUCAGCAGAAAACAAGCCAACCUCACGAGAUUACGUGAGCAGCAGCAUGCAUUUAACUUAAGUACUUUUAUACAGUUCUUUAUUAAAGAAUUUAACUUGCUUGCUGAGAAUAAAAUCUACUUUCUAAAAUGGCUUGAAAUCUUCCUGGAUGAAUAUAUUUCAAUGGAUAUGUCUGUUCUUCAUCAGAAUUAUGAUGAACAGUGGUCAGCAGUUGUAAAACUGAAAGAGAAGAAUUAUAAACCUGAACAACUCAAAACGGAACAAGAGGAAUUUGAGAGAAUAUAUGAGGAAAUUCAAAUGGCGGGCUUUGGUUUGGAGCACAUCAUGAGGGAGAUCGGUCAGAUCUAUGAAUCAUGUUCAUCUGUGAAGAAGAACAAGAAAGACCUGCAGGUUCACUUCUCUUCUCUCCCGAGUCUUGCAGCUGAGAUGAUGAUCUCUGGAUUUCCACUGGAGCUGAUGGAUGGAGAUGCUGCUCAUGUUCCUGUGAUCUGGGUCUCUGCUGUUCUAGAUCAACUCAUCCAGAAACUGGGAGACCAGAGAGUCUUUGUGCUGUCAGUUUUAGGGAUUCAGAGCUCUGGGAAAACUACCAUGCUGAACAUCAUGUUUGGACUCCAGUUUGCCGUCAGUGCUGGGAGGCGCACCAGAGGAGCUUUCAUGCAGCUGGUCAAAGUGUCAGACGAGAAGAAAACACAGAUGAACUUUGACUAUAUUCUGGUUGUGAAUUCUGAGGGUCUUGGGGCUCUAGAACAGUCUGGAAGAUCAACAAGAGAUCAUGACAAUGAAUUGGCCACAUUUGUUGUAGGUCUUGCAAAUCAAACCUUGAUCAGUAUAUUUGGAGAAAACCCAUCUGAGAUGCAGGACAUUCUUCAGACUGUUGUUCAGGCCUUUAUGAGGAUGAAGAAGGUCAGACUGAAUCCCAGCUGUGUGUUUGUGCAUCAGAACGUCUCAGACGUCACAGCUAGAGAGAAAAACAUGGAGAGAAGGAGACUACUGCAGGAGAAACUGGAUGAGAUGACAAAAAAUGCUGCUAAAGAUGAAGGCUAUGAUGCGGAAUGUUUCAGUGAUGUCAUUAGAUUUGAUGUUGAGAAAGAUGUGAAAUAUUUUGCUCAGCUCUGGGAAGGCGGCCCACCAAUGGCACCACCAAACCCAAACUACUGUGAGAACAUUCAAGAACUAAGGGAAACUAUUGAGACUUAUGCAUCAAAAUCACAUGGAAUGACGCUGACACACUUAAAAGAUCGUGUUAAAGAUCUUUGGGAUGCUUUACUGAAGGAACAAUUCAUCAUCAACUUCAAAAAAUCUCUGGAGAUUUCAGCCUACAGGAAACUGGAGACCGAAUACAGCAAAUGGUCCUGGAGUCUGCGCAGUGCCAUGAUGGAAACUGAGAACAAACUGCACAAUCAAAUAGAAAAUGAAACAAUUCAUGAAGUUGAGGAAACUAAUCUUCAGAGAGAAAUGAAGAAGACAAGUGAACAAGUGACAAAAUCAAUGUCUGAUUUUUUUGACAAAGACACUGACGCUGAAAUACUGAUUCAAUGGAAAACAUCAUUUGAAAUCAAAAUCAAAGAACUUCAGGAAAACAUUGUGAGAGAAACAAAGAGGAAAUUAAAUCAGAUUCUUCAGCAGGAAGACCUGAAGAAAAAGAUUGAUGCUCAGAGGACACACCAUGAAAACACUCUCAUUGAAAAGAGCAAAAAACUUGCCUUAGAAUUCAAAGAUAAAACAAGUGAUGCAGAAAUACCGAAGAAAGAGUUUGAUUUGUUUUGGAAACAGUGUGUGAAGACGAUCAUCACAGAGAGUCCUCCAAUCAAAGACAUUGACAUAAUCAGAGAUUUGAAACUCCUUCUCAGUGACAUCUAUAAAAGUGUUUCUGUGGACCAACGGAUGGAGAAAAGUGAGAACAAGGAUGUGUUUUCUGUACCGAGUUAUUCAGAUUAUGUACAGCUGAAGAAAUCCAGUGGAUUUACAGGAUCAGGAACAAACAUCCGCAGAUCAACUAAGAAGUUUGGUGACAGUCUAUCAAGAGAGGAUGAAGCCCAAAUAAGAUCAUUAGUAACAGACAUUGCUCAGCAUACAGACUCAAUGAUCAUGUCAUUUAACAUUUCAAAGAUGGGCUACAACAUCAGAUGCAUUCAACAAAUCACAGAUUACAUCAAGAAGAUGGUAACAGAACAUCAGGAAGGACCAGUGAAAUAUGUGUUCAAGAAUGAAUUCUUCAGGGAUUUGGUUCUUUCUAUCUGUAUGAGAGCAAACAAGAUGAUCACUGACCAACACAGACUUUUCAAGGAUGCCAAUGAUCCUGCAAUAUAUGUUAAGAAGAAGAGAGAAGAGUACUAUAGUAGUUUUAAAAAAUACUGUCAUGAAGCAACAUCAGUUACCAUUUUUGGUGAGAUCAUCUGUCAGAAACUGAAAGAGCCCAUUGAGCAGAGUGUCUACAAGCAGACUGCCAGAGAUUUAGCAGAUGAAAUCAGAAUAAACUGUGAAUCACUGAAUGGAAACCGAUCAAAACUGGAGAAAUACAUCCUGAAGACACUGGCAGAAGAGAAUGAUUUUGACAAAUACAUGAACUACAUUCAUAAUCCCAGAGAUCACUUCAAGAGUUUCAUCAGAGAUGAAGUCAGUCGGUACAUCACUGGUAAGUUCAGUCUCAGUGUUUUACCCAAGAUGAAGGAGAACAUUAAAUUCCUGCAGCAGAAGAUCAUGGAAGCAGCUCAUGAAUCUACUGAAGGUGUUCAAGAGAACAAUGGAAAUGUUGGUUUUUGGUUGAAGAGCUUCACACAGCAGCUCUCAGACGUGUUGAUCUUCUCUGAGAAAAACCUCAGUGGAGUGAAAAAUGAUGAUGUUGAGGAUUUCAGCCUCCUACAAAAUGCAAUAAGAGAUAAACUUCCUGAUGUAAUAUCUGAGAUCAGCCUCAGAUUCAACACAAAGGCUUUUCCCAAGAAUCUGGACUAUAAGUUCAGACCAGAUGAGCUUCUGAGUGAUCACUUCUGUCAGUGCUGUUGGGUUCAGUGUCCAUUCUGUAAAGCUACCUGCACCAACACCAUAGAAAACCAUGAUGGAGAUCACAGUGUUCCUUUCCAUCGUGUUAUUGGACUAAACGGGAUGCAUUACAAGAAUACAACAAACUUGUCUACUAGCAUCUGCACAUCAGCGGUAGCAAGCAAUCGAUCUUUUUAUCCCGAUACCUCAGAUGAUAACGUCCUCUGGCAACAAUACAGGACAGCAGGAGGGGAUUAUGCAGACUGGAGCAUCACCUCUGACCUCUCUGAGCUGCCGUACUGGAAGUGGUUUGUGUGCAGAUUCAAGAAAGAUCUGGAAAAAUACUACAAUAAAACAUUUGAGGGGAAGGGGAAGAUACCAGAUGAAUGGAGAAAAUGUUCAAAACAGGAUGCUAUUGAAAGUUUGGAUCAAUAUAUUUGAGGAAAUAGAUACAGAAUGAGACUGCAACAUUGGAUUCUUCUCAGAUCACAGUUAGAGAAGAAUUUCAAUUUCAAAUCUCAGCUAAUACUUCGGAUACAAGAUGCUGAGUGACAAGACCUAGUUCCUCAUACAAGCAUCUGCAAAACGAUUUGCGCUUCAAAACAUCAUUUUUACAGAACACACUUUUUUUUUGACAAAAAUAUAAAGCUCCAAAUUUUCAAAUAAGGCUAUUUUUGAUAGAAUGUCAUAUAUGACCAUGAACGUAUAUGAGUGUGAAUAUGUAAAU